GUUCACAUUUCACUGUACUUAGAAUAUUACUAUUAUACAUGACAGGAACGUUGUUGAGUGAAUAGAUUUAUGUGGUACAGAGAUUAAUAAGACACAAAAUUUAUUAGAUAAUAAAUUUAGUAGAAUUUAGUAAGUUUGAAUGCGAACCAAAACGAAACGAAAUCGUAGGAAACAGUGCUCCUGCCCUCUACGCCAAUUAGAUAUCCUAAUAAUUACACAAUACUUUAAAUGGAGUUUGCUUUUACUCGAGUUGCAGAGUUUGUAAACAUCGUUUUAUCUGUGCUGGAAAAGUUUUGAUUUCUUAUAAAUACAAGAUAUUUAUCUAGACAUGGGUGAUGGAGACUAUAAAGUAUCUUCAGAAAUAUACAAGGAGCACGACUACGGAACAUCAUCGAAACCGAUCGUUGAUAAAAAUAAUAUUGUUUCGAAAUUUUGCUUCAGAUAUCCUCAGUACCGAGUAUCCACUGAUCCCGACGGCGAUCUAAUUGUGCCUCGCAAAACUUCUAAGAACACUAACAAUGCUGUGAUAGAAAUAGAACACAUGAAAAGCACCGUGCUUGACUUAGUUGGAUUGCAGAUUUGGAGAGGAUCUUUAUUGCUCGCAGAUUGGUUAAUACAUAAUCACCAUAGUAUUUUAUCAAGUGAUUCCUAUAUUUUGGAGCUGGGAUCCGGGGUUGGCUUAACAAGUAUAGUUGCUUCUAUGUUCGCCCCAGUGUUCUGUACAGAUGUAAAUAAAGGAAAUCUUCUCAGUAUUAUCAGAAGCAACAUUGAGAGAAAUAAGCAUAUUGUGAAACAUGCAGUGAACGUGCUUGAAUUAAAUUUCACAGAGGAAGCACUACCGAAGGAUAUUCUUCGAAAUUUAGCUAAGAUUCGCAUUAUUAUUGCUGCAGAUACUGUAUAUGAUGAUAGAAUAACAGAUGCUUUCGUAAGGACCCUUCAACUCUUACUUUCCACACCACCAGAAAAAUGUGUUUAUGUUGCCUUAGAGAAGCGUUAUGUCUUUACAAUAGCGGAUUGUGCAUCGACAGCCCCGUGCUAUGAAUAUUUUCUCCAGCGUCUCCGACAAAUAAAAAAUUUAAAAACCGAAGAUAUACCGUUAAGUUUCCCAAAAUUUUUCGAAUAUGAAAGAGUUAAGGAACUGGUUUUAUUAAAAAUAACAUCAGUAUUAUAAUGUGUUAAUGUUAUUUUGUAUUUAAUAAACUUAUUUUAUACUUG
Anoplophora glabripennis (Asian longhorned beetle) is the source of this 1215-nucleotide messenger RNA. RefSeq names its product methyltransferase-like protein 22. Gene Ontology annotation, biological process: protein methylation. NCBI's taxonomy places the organism in Eukaryota, Metazoa, Arthropoda, Insecta, Coleoptera, Cerambycidae. The transcript is spliced from 6 exons. The record is from RefSeq and is a predicted model, not a curated record. Bases 329 to 1171 code for a protein of 280 amino acids. Gene Ontology annotation, cellular component: nucleus. Gene Ontology annotation, molecular function: protein methyltransferase activity.